Molecule: messenger RNA, 273 nt
Organism: Canariomyces notabilis
Lineage: Eukaryota; Fungi; Ascomycota; Sordariomycetes; Sordariales; Chaetomiaceae
Exons: 2
Coding region: 1-273 (90 amino acids)
Biological process (GO): mitochondrial respiratory chain complex IV assembly
Cellular component (GO): mitochondrial inner membrane; mitochondrion
Source: RefSeq, a predicted model, not a curated record
AUGGGUGGGCUCAAUCUCGAGGUGUUCAAGUUUGGCAUGUAUGUCAUGUUCCCCAUUGGGAUCAUGUACUACUUCGGCACAAACCUCGACAACCGGUUUACGGUGCCCGAUUUCUGGCCGAAACCGGAGAACGCCAACAAGGUGCCCCUGGAGCGCGAUGAGAUCCACGCUGAGCUGGAGAGGUUAAGAGCAAGAAGGCUGUAUAACCGCGAGAGGAGGCUUGCCGCCGAGGCGAAUGCCGCCGCUCAGAGCCAACGACAGCAAGACGAAUAG